AUGGCUUUCGUUAUUAAAUUUGUUGUGUUGAUCUUUAUCAUCCCUUUAACUGAACCAAAAAGAUGCUACGAUUGCGCGCCGGUGGCUCGAAGCGUCAACAACAACUGCGUAUGCGGAAAUUUUCAAGUCGGCGGACCGUUCGACUUGAAUCAAGCCUAUUUCUCGCAGACGAGAGAAAGUUGUCACGCGCAACUGAUUUGCAAUGGGGCCCCAAACAUGAUUGUUGGCGCGCAUAAGAAAAACGGCGACACGUACGGACUCGCGAAUCACCGAUGGGUCUAUUUGGAGCCGACGUGUCGCGAUUUCUUCAUCGACUUUGGCAUCCGAUGCAAUUACACUAGCCAACAAUGGCUCAUCACCAAGAUUCCGGUGAACACAGUGAGAUAUGAGAAGACCGGCGUUAUUGAAGAUUUCGUUCUACCCAUUCAGCUCACUUAUUUGGCGUGUAGUACUAAUUGA
This is a messenger RNA of Caenorhabditis bovis, 459 nucleotides long. Lineage: Eukaryota; Metazoa; Nematoda; Chromadorea; Rhabditida; Rhabditidae. The record is from the annotation of a GenBank genome assembly.